This is a messenger RNA of Poecilia reticulata (guppy), 2710 nucleotides long. Its product is annotated as semaphorin-4A-like. Gene Ontology annotation, molecular function: chemorepellent activity; semaphorin receptor binding. The record is from RefSeq and is a predicted model, not a curated record. Gene Ontology annotation, biological process: neural crest cell migration; semaphorin-plexin signaling pathway; negative chemotaxis. Gene Ontology annotation, cellular component: plasma membrane. Lineage: Eukaryota; Metazoa; Chordata; Actinopteri; Cyprinodontiformes; Poeciliidae.
CAGUUUCUACAUCCAAUCAGGACCAGGAAGUCCACUGCUGCAGGACUUCCUGGUCUCUGUCCAAUCAGAGGGCGGAGACACGCCCACUCUCCAUAAAGUGGAGACUCUCCACAUAUUUAACUUUAUGAACAUCUUGGGAUAAACGUGCCAUAGAGUGUUGAAAGCAUCUGGAAUAUCUGGUUCUAUUUUACCAAUUUAAGGAAAAUUUGUUUCAGUUUUCAGGAAUUUAAAGUAUUUAAACUGAGCAGCAAAUGAAGGAGAAACAGGAAAUUUAUCUGAGAUAGAAUAAGAUAGUUGGAUGUUUUCCUUUCCUUCUCUCCUCAUCCCUUCAUCCCUCAUCCCUUCAUCCAUCAUCCCUCCAUCCCUCCUCAGCUGUAAGUCCAGAUCUUCUCCUUCGGCUGCAGCGGUUCCCUGAAUCUCCUCAGGUUCCUCGGAUUGUUUCCUGAUUUUCUGCAGAAGAAGAAACUCCGGCUCCGUUCCGCUGCUUCGUCUCUAAGUUGUGUGUAAAUUUGAGGCGGAGUUUGGAUCCGGACCAGAACUUCCUCCUCCGUUCUCUAAGUGGUUUUCAGAGAAGCGUGUUUAAAGUUCCUGAAAGCAUCGCCGUUAUCUGCUGCGUUUCGUCGCAUCCUGCAGCGCUGCCUCCUCCUCCUCCUCCUCUUCGUCGCCUCUGACCUCAGACUGAGGAGAGGAAGCUGCGGUUGCUCUGAUCGUCACUCUGAGUGCUGCUGCUCUGCGCUCCAGACCCGACCCAGAGGCUCCGGCGCUGUGCAGCAUGGCCUCUUCGCUCGCCCUCCUCUUCCUCAGCCUGCUGGGCUCCGCGCGCGCUCUUCCUCCUCCUCCUCGGAUCUCCUUCCUGCUCAACUCACCAGAAAGACCUUUGGUUCACUUCAGCCUCACAGACGUCAGCARCACCACCACACUGUUGCUUAGCAACGACAGCUCCACCCUUUACGUUGGMGCUAGAAAUGCCAUCCUCGUAUUGAACGUCAGCCGGAGUGAUGUCAUCAGUCUGCUGAAGAAGGUGACAUGGAGUCCGUCAGAGACCGACRGAAGAGACUGCGUGAAGAAACAGCAGGACCCGGAGGUCGACUGUCAAAACUUUGUCCGUGUUGUUCAGCGAGUGAACUCCAGCCACCUGUACGUCUGCGGCAGCAACGCCUACAACCCUCAGCAAGCCUUCAUCGACACGGAGAAUCUGCUGCUGGUCCAGCAGGACCAAGCUAGAGGGCGCUGUCCGUUCAGCCCUUCUGAACGGAGCGCUGCAGUCAUCAUUGACCAGGAGCUCUUUGCUGCCACAACCACUGACUUCCUGGGGAAAACACCACAAAUUUCUCGAUUCCUCAGCAAAGAUGGCCGCCCAGACAUCAGCCUAGACUACAUCAGUUUACUGCAGGAGCCAAGAUUUGUGAGCGUGUCGUUGGACCCGGCAGGACAGAAACUCUACUUCUUCUUUUCUGAAAUCGAGGAGGAGUUCGGCCUCAUCGACAAGUCUCAGAUUCCCAGAGUGGCUCAAGUCUGCAAGGACGACGUUGGAGGAGAGAGGAUUUUGCAGAAGAAGUGGACAUCCUUUGCCAAGUCUGCCCUGCUCUGCCAGCCUCCCUUCAACAUCCUGGAGGACAUGUUCGCCCUACAGCCACCAGAGGGCGCCGACGCCUCAGAAACACUGUUUUAUGGCGUCUUCACCUCCCAGUGGUCCCUGCGGCCUGAGUCUGCGGUUUGCACCUAUAAGCUGAAGGACAUCCGAAACGUGUUUGCUGGACCCUUUAAGACCCUGGAGAAGGAAACGUACAAACUGCAACGCACAGCGGGACGAAAAUACCUGGGACAGUGCGGCCUCUCAAACUCCUCCGACUCUGAGCUUUCAGAGGUCAGGAUGAACUUUCUGACCAGCAGCAACGUGGAACCAGUUGGGCCGGUUCUUGUUUCUCCUGAGCAGAAAUACAGCCGUGUGGUCGUAAUGAAGGCAACGGCGGCCGACAGCCGACAGCACGACGUCCUGUUUCUCCUCACCGAGUCCGGGUUCCUCCACAAGGCGGUUCCUUCGGAUCAGGGCCUUCGAGUCAUUGAGGAGAUCCAAGUGUUCAGGAAACCUCAGCAGGUCAAGAGCAUGAUCCUGUCUUCCYCCAAGGGACUCGUGUAUGUGGGAACGUCUGAGGGGGUGACGGCGGUACCGGUGGCCCGGUGUCUGACCUACCGGAGCUGCAGGCAGUGCGUCCUGGCCAGGGAUCCUCUGUGUGGCUGGAGCCUGACCCGCAGAACCUGCACGGGUCUGGACGGCGCCGAYGACAUAGUUCAAGACCUGGAUGCCAACAUGAAGGCCGGAGCAGAUCAGCUCUGGAGCGAGUGUCCAGGGCUGAUCCCGCAGCACCGAGACGUUUUGGUCUCGCUGGGCAAAGUUGUGACGCUUCCGUGUGUGAAGCCGUCUAACCUCGCCGYGCUGAACUGGAGCUCCGCCGACGGCGCGGGUCUAUCGAACCAGACCUUCAUCCAGGCGGCGGACGGCAGCCUCCACUUCCUGGCCUCCGCCGCGACCUUCGGGAGAUACCAGUGCCAGGCGAAGGAAGGCAACGUCAGUGAGGUGGUGGAGAGCUACGACGUCCGGCCAGAGGUCAGUCCUCGGCAUCUGUCAAAGGUCAACCAGGAUCCGGCGACCCCGGGCCCGGAGGAGAGGUCUGUUGGGACCGAGGAGCCGAUGUUCUGGUUCCAGUAG